AUGGAAAAUACAGAUGUAACAAAUUUUACUCGAAUGGAUUUAAUUCAAUUUGCUAGCGAUGAGUUAAUUACGAUUGAACCAUUCUUUAAUUCAAGAAAGUUCACAAUUUCCGGAAAAGAGUUUGGACCUUUUAAUCCACCUAAAAAAGCUCAAGUGCCAUUAUGGGCAGCCUUAAUGUUGAAAGAAAAGAAAGUUUGUAAGAUCAUACAACCUGAUUGGUUAACUGUUGAGAAUCUAGACAUAAGGUCAAAAGAGGAAAAGCCAGAAAGUGCUUUUGCUGAUUUACCAUACUGGUAUAAUGAAAUUUCAAGUAUUUUAUUAAAAAAAGCUGAAGAUGAUUUAGAAAAUCCAAAUCAAAUAAGAUAUUUACUACAAGGACUUAAAGAAAAACGUGAAAUGAAAAUAAGACAGGGUUUAUUGGGGUUGGAUCCUUCAAUUCGUCAGACGAUAGGAGAGAGAUGA
Entrophospora sp. SA101 is the source of this 462-nucleotide messenger RNA. The record is from the annotation of a GenBank genome assembly. NCBI's taxonomy places the organism in Eukaryota, Fungi, Glomeromycota, Glomeromycetes, Entrophosporales, Entrophosporaceae.